Molecule: messenger RNA, 852 nt
Organism: Rotaria sp. Silwood2
Lineage: Eukaryota; Metazoa; Rotifera; Eurotatoria; Philodinida; Philodinidae
Source: the annotation of a GenBank genome assembly
AUGGCGACUAUGAUUCAUAUUUUAUCAAUUGUUAUUAUGGCUCUACUUUUGGCAUUUUCUAUAAUUCAUCUGGGUGUUAGCAUUGGUAUUAUUGUACAAUUUCGUAAAUAUGUUAACGUUUUUCGUCCACAAAUAGGAUUAUCUGGUUUUAAUAUUGUUAUUAGUUUGUUUGGUCUUUUGGCCGGUGCCUUAGGUAUAAUUGCUGCUAUUCUAGCUGCUAUAACAGGCGUCUUUGCAUUGGCUUCGCUAGUGAGUGCAAUUGUUAUAAAUGCAAAGUCAUUGAGUUAUGUCGGUACACGUUUCGGCGACCAUUUGCUUGCCUACAAGACUAGGGCAGAUUCUAAAACUACAAUUGAUCUUUUACAAACUAAAUAUACAUGCUGUGGCGUCGAUACGUGGCUUGAUUGGUCAUAUGCUCAGCUAAAUGGAACGGCAGAAAUGACGACUCCUACAAUGACGUCCAUCACAACUACGGAACCGAGUGAUACCACUAAUCCUACUGAACAAACUGAUAAUAUAAUAACAACUACGGCAAGUAAUUCAGGACGAAAACGUGAAAUAAGACAAACAAAUAAUGAUCUUGCAACUUUGCUACUUACAUUCAAUGUUACUUUACCUAGGUCUUGCUGUAGUAGUGAAGCAAUUCUAACAAGUACUACAUCGGAUGCUUAUUGUAUGUCGCAUGUUAAUAAUACUUACAAUCAUUUUUAUCCGAUCGGAUGUUCAAAACAAAUUGAUAUGGUUGCUGGUAAUCAAGCAAUGGGCUUUGCUGUUAUUAAUUCUUUUAUCAUUGUUUUGGCAUUCGUGGCUGUGCCUUUAUUGAUUUCUGCCUCAUCCGGAAGCGUCGACUAG